ACUGUCAAACAGCGAAAGACUGGAAACUCAGCGCUAAUGUCAUCAUCAACACCACCCAAACACUAAAAACACGGCUCGACCGAUGUGUAAAUUACUUUAUUAUUUGCCCUUUAACCAUGGGACCUCGACGUAAAUUACAAAAACAACUCCGCUGGUGCAUCUUGACUGGGAAUAUAAUCUGUUUUCCACCUCAGAAGUUUGCGUGCUGAAUGAAAACAGUCCGCUGAAUUCGUUGAGCGCGGAACCUGACAAUCCGUGGACUGGAAAAAUGUGAUUCAGGAAAUUCAGGCGUAGUUUCGCUCGUCCGGUUGUUUACACGUUUUUCGGACGACGUUUCUGCUUAUGUAAAGUACAGUUUCAGAAAUUGUUGUUUUGGGAUCUUACUAACUGGGGGUUGGAUAGUGACACGUUGCGCGCUAAGCUAAUUUAGCAUUUAACUCGGGUGAUUUAGAAGCACAGUAAUCCGUUUAGAAGACGUUGUAGCUUUAAAAGACGCACAAGUCUAACGUUACAUACAAAACACGGGAGACAAGGAACGUGAACCUGGAUGAUUUACCACAGUCGUGGUGGGACCGCGUAACGUUAGUUUCGGUUGGCCUGAUUUGGGAGCAGUAAGGCUGAAGCAUCUCAUUAAUUUCACGUUUUCUCUUGGGAUGUCUACUGAUGGGUGCAGGUGAUGACCUGUAAGUGAACUUAUCUUCAGAGUGCGUGUUAGAAGAGGAUCAUGAUGGCUCAGCAGGAGAAUGGACGUCUGUCGUCUGAGGACACUAUGAGUGUGAGGACUCUGGGCAGUCAGUUUGAUGAGGAGAGCUCUUUCGGAUCGGACUCUGAAAUCAACGGGUUUCCCAGCUUGAGACGAACUGACAAGUAUGGAUUCAUCGGGGGAGCCCAGCAGUAUUCAGCCGAAUCGGCUCAAGAUGUGCCUCUGGAAGUGUUAAGGCAUAGGGAAGUCAAAUGGUUGGAUAUGCUGAACCACUGGGACAAAUGGAUCAGUAAAAGAUUCAAGAAGGUGCGACUGCGAUGUCAGAAAGGAAUUCCUCCAUCAUUGCGAGGCAGAGCCUGGCUCUACCUGUCGGGUGGAAAAGUGAAAAGAGAACAAAACCCUGGGAAGUUCGAAGAGCUGGAUAGCAUGGAUGGAGACCCUAAGUGGGUUGAUGUGAUAGAGAGAGAUCUACACAGACAGUUCCCCUUCCAUGAGAUGUUUGUGUCCCGAGGAGGUCACGGGCAGCAGGACCUGUUCCGGGUGUUAAAGGCUUACACCCUGUACAGACCAGAUGAGGGUUACUGCCAGGCUCAGGCUCCUAUAGCAGCAGUGCUUCUGAUGCACAUGCCUGCUGAGGAUGCAUUUUGGGGUCUGGUUCAGAUUUGUGAGAAGUACCUCCCUGGAUAUUACAGCGCAGGCCUGGAGGCCAUACAGUUGGAUGGAGAGAUCUUAAAUGCGUUAUUAAAACGCGUGUGCCCUCCAGCAUAUCGCCACCUUGAGAAACACAAGAUAGAGCCCAUCCUCUACAUGACGGAGUGGUUCAUGUGUGCAUUUUCCAGAACUCUACCCUGGGCAUCUGUGCUCAGAGUGUGGGACAUGUUUCUGUGUGACGGAGUGAAGAUAAUAUUCCGUGUUGGGCUGGUGUUGCUGAAAUGCAUGCUGGGAUCUCGUGAGAAACUGAAGGCUUGUCCUGGUCAGUACGAGACUAUGGAGCUUCUCAGGGCCCUGGAGCAACGAUACAUGCAGGAGGCCUUUCUUGUACAGCAGAUAUUAGAGCUGCCCAUAUCUGCUCGGGAUGUCGAGCGAGAGCAUCGCAUGCAGCUUAAGCGCUGGCGGAAGACUCACGGCGAGCUCAGCUACAAGUCCCCUCCCAGAAUGCAUGGCGCUCAGGCCAUCAUGUCUGCCGAGCCACACACCCGCCAAGACCUCCGUCAAAAACCCACAAUCAUCGUCCAGUAUCCCCUGCCCUCGGACACUAAAUCCGAAUUUGCUCGUGUCAAGAAGAGAAGCACUAUCCGAAAAGCUCCCAAUCUGACAUUCGACGUCCCAAACCCCUAUGCCCUACCAACAGACCCCAAACCAGCCCCUCUUACUAAUCAAACACACGAGACAGCCUCAAACAAUCAGUCCAAGCAUCCUCCUCCAUCACUACAACAAUCCCACCUCACUACACCCAAACAAACACCCUCCUCUGAUCCACCAGCCUCUGUCGUUCCACCCCAACCAUCACCAAAUCUCUCUCGCACCCCACCGCCUCCCCAGCCCUCACCAAAACCCAAACCCGCACAUGUGACUGAAAUCCCUCGCUCCUCCAACCCUGCAGUCACCGUCCAACCACUUCCUCUGCCUAAAGACUCAAGCAACACCAACAACUCAGCCCACCUGAUAGAUCCUCCACCCACUACAGACUCCACCCCGCUUCUUCCAGAUGUCGCACCUGUGAACGGCAACUCAGCCGCUGCUCCCACAGUUCCUGGUUUACGUAACUCAUUUGAGAGCGUGGGUUCAGAGGACACGUACCUGUAGCUCUCUAGGUCAGCAUUCAGGGAGAAAACAGUAUUGGGAACCAGCAUUAUGCAUGAGAACAAGGUGGGAGGAAAAACUAUGAAUGUAUUUUGAUUUUCUUUGGGUGAGAGUUUUUGGGGUGACAAGAAUCCUUGCCGUCAGUUAUCUUGCACCCAUCAGUGUGAAGAAUUCAGGAAUAUAUAAAGCUUAAUGACAAGGAUCACAUGACUUAAAGGUUACUCCACCCCAAAAUCAAAAUUUUGUCAUUAGUCACAUAUCCCCAUGUCGUUCCAAAAAUGUAAAUUUUGGAUGAAAAAUGUCUGUCCCAUUGACUGCCAGGUAAAUACCACUGUCAAGACACAGAAAGGUAUGAAAGACGUCGUCAAAAUAGUCCAUCUGCCAUCAGUGGUUCAACCGUAAUUUUACGAAGCUAUGAGAAUACUUUUUUAUGCAAAUAAAACAAAUGUAAUGACUUUAUUCAACAAUUCGUCUCCGCCACGUCACCAUAGCACCAUUUUGGAUAGCAUCUCCUGUACGCAAACAGCGUACGCUGUUCUGUGUCAGCUGCGUCACGUGGGGACUAUGGUGAUGCAGAAGAGCCGAAUUGUUGAAUAAAGUCUUGUUUUUAUUUUGUUUGCAUACAAAAAGUAUUCUCGUCUCUUCAUAAAAUUCAGAUUGAACCACUGAUGGCAGAUGGACUAUUUUGACGACGCCUUUCGUACUUUUCGGUCUUGACAGUGGUAUUUACCUGCCAGUCAGUGGGACAGAUAUUUUUCAUCCAAAAUAUCUUAAAUUGUGUUCCGAAGACGAACAAAGCUUUUACAGGUUUGGAGUGACAUGGGGGUAAGUGAUUAAUGACAAAAUUUUCAUUUCAGGGUGGAGUAACCCUUUUAAGGAUUAGUUCACUUCUGAAUUAAAAUUUCUUGAUAAUUUACUCGCCUCCAUGUCAUCCAAGAUGUUCAUGUCUUUCUUUCUUCAGUCGAAAAGAAAUGAAGGUUUUUUUAGGGAAAACAUUCCAGGAUUUUUCUCCUUUUGGUGGACUUCAUUGGGGAUCAACAGGGUGAAGGUCCAAAUUGCAGUUUCAAAGGGCUCUACAUGAUCCCAGCCAAGGAAUAAGGGUCUAAUCUAAUGAAACGAUAAGUCAUUUUUUAAUAAAUAUCAAAUUUUAUAUACUUUUUAACCACAAAUGCUUGUCUUGCACUAGCUCUCUGGUUCAAAAGGGUAGGGUAGGGUGAGAAACUCCAUCUUAUUUUCUUCUCCAACUUCAAAAUUAGCCAACAUUGUUUUAUCUUUUUUUUUUGUAAAGUACGUUUGACUUAGUCUUUGCACCUUUGCUUUAUAAACACUGGGUUGGUACUUCUGCCUACGUCACAUGUGACCUUUUCAGUGUGAUUAUGUAAUGCGUGAAGUCCAAGCUAGUGCAAGAUGAGCAUGUGUGGUUAGAAAGUAUAUACAUUUUUACCUGUUUUUCU
Molecule: messenger RNA, 3960 nt
Organism: Labeo rohita (rohu)
Lineage: Eukaryota; Metazoa; Chordata; Actinopteri; Cypriniformes; Cyprinidae
Gene: tbc1d10aa
Product: TBC1 domain family, member 10Aa
Exons: 9
Coding region: 725-2509 (594 amino acids)
Source: RefSeq, a predicted model, not a curated record